Malaya genurostris is the source of this 493-nucleotide messenger RNA. RefSeq lists its product as uncharacterized. The coding region runs from base 127 to 477 and encodes 116 amino acids. NCBI's taxonomy places the organism in Eukaryota, Metazoa, Arthropoda, Insecta, Diptera, Culicidae. The transcript is spliced from 2 exons. The record is from RefSeq and is a predicted model, not a curated record.
CCGGUGCAAGGUACACCAGAGUGUAGUGUAUUUUUACCAAAGUUUUCGACAAAUUAUAGUUAAAAAUUGACCAAAAGGUUCCAAUCAUUAAAAACAGAAACAUAAAUUAUCUGUAAAAAAGCACCAAUGAAGCAUCAACAAGUGGUUCCCGAUUACGGGGCAAUGUUACAAACUUCGGGCACAGUUCUGUGUUUGGUACUUUCCGGAUGGAUUUUAUUUCGUUUAGUACAAGCAGUGUUCUGGCUACCAGGGUAUUUAGAAAGAACCCAAAGUGAAUUGUACGAACAGUUGGAAAAUAAAACGAACAUAACAACGCAUUUGAAGAGCAACAUCAAGGCUCAGGAAGAAAAGAUUAAAUCGAAAGGCUAUAGCUUCGACGAGGAUACCCAAACCAGAAGUAGUUCUCCUAAGGAUGACGAAUACGAGUUAGAUUAUUGCGGUGAUAUCAGUAAUGAUGACGAUAAAAAACACAUCUAAGAAAGUUUGGUUCAGU